Molecule: messenger RNA, 702 nt
Organism: Ceraceosorus guamensis
Lineage: Eukaryota; Fungi; Basidiomycota; Exobasidiomycetes; Ceraceosorales; Ceraceosoraceae
Exons: 1
Coding region: 167-532 (121 amino acids)
Source: RefSeq, a predicted model, not a curated record
GGUCUAAGGGUAUACGGGUCCAUCAGAGUCAACAAUCCGAUCAAGUCUACGAAAUAUUCGACAUCGUUACGGCUUCAUCAGAGGUGUAAGGUCUGCUGCGCGCUGCACGUGUGGGCUCAGGGCUCGUGGAGAGGGGACGCAUGCAGCCAGCAGCAGGCGAACAUCCAUGCACCGGACCUCUUUGGCUCCACGCCUCCGUCUCCGCGCGUCGCGUACGUCGACCUUCUUUCUGCCUCUCCCUCUCCGACGCUUGGCAAGCUUCAUCGUUGCCACCUUGAUGAGAUUUUGGCUUUGGGAGAAGCAAGGGCAGAGGAACAGCGAGCGCGUCAGCCACUUUCGUCUUUCGACUUUUGCCCACAUGGAAACUCACACACCUCCUCUGCUCAAGUGCUGCUCUGCACCUUCUCCCUUGCCGGGUCUAGCUGAUCCCUCUCCCCCUUCUCUCUUCUGCGUACAAGCUGCAUUCGCAUUCGAAAGAGCACGCGCACGCGCACGCACUAAGCACGCUUCAUGCGCCAAGUCAAAAAAAUGAACAGGUACUCACGACUCAAGACUGUAAAGCACGAAGGAAGAUAAGUGAUUGAGAUCUAGCUGCUGCUGCUGCUACAGCAGAUGUGGUGUCGCAUGACCCUGCUGCAUGCUCGUCGUCGCCCUUUUCUCACUCACCUUGUGCGAUCAGGCAAACCCACCCCCCCCCAACCA